This is a messenger RNA of Ruditapes philippinarum (Manila clam), 3050 nucleotides long. RefSeq names its product polypeptide N-acetylgalactosaminyltransferase 3-like. Lineage: Eukaryota; Metazoa; Mollusca; Bivalvia; Venerida; Veneridae. The record is from RefSeq and is a predicted model, not a curated record. Gene Ontology annotation, cellular component: Golgi apparatus. Bases 39 to 3050 code for a protein of 1003 amino acids. The transcript has 12 exons.
CUUUCGCUGAUGAUACAGUGUAAAGACCUAGAAACGGCAUGCCAUUUCGUUUGUCUAGGCAACUGUUUUACAUUCUUGCUGCAGGUUGUAUGUGCACAUGGAUUUGUAUCGCAUACAUUGUUGUAAAGAAUGGGGCAAAGAGUAGACGAUCAGAUGGAGACUUGUAUACACAAGAUGGCUUUUAUAUAUCCGAUGAGUAUGAUGAUACAGAUGAACCCAUUCAAGAUGUUGGGAACUGGUCGAAAAAUUGGAACAGAAAUGCUUUUAAUAGAGAAGAUACAACACCUGAAAUACUAGAAGAAGGUGAUACUGAAAAAGACGAAGGACAAAAUGAAGAGGGUGGAGAGAAUAACGACAGUGUAGUGAAUGAAGAAGAAAGCGAAAAUAAAGGAGAAAAAGAUGUCGAAGAAGGAAGUGACGAAGAACAAGGUUUCCCUGCACAUGUUAUAGAAGGGAAAGGAAACGAAAAUGAAGAAGACAACGAUAAUGCUGAAGAUGGCGAAGAAGAGGAAGGCGACGAAGAAGAUUUAAAAAUGGGACAAGCUCAUUUUAAUGACAAAGAGAACGUAAAUGACAUUGAAAAUAAGGAUACCGGAGGAAAUAUGAAUAUACACGCUCAAAUGGAAAACAAUGAUAAAGACCAAAAUAAACAUAAUGUAAACUUUCAAACGGAUAAUAUCGGAGAAAGAGGUUUUGACAAACAUGACGGUUUGAUUAAAUUUCAAGUUAGAGAUGAAGAUUCAGAAAAAGCUGUACAAAACAAUGCUGAAUUAUAUGAUAAUGAAGAGAAUAAUAACGAAGAAUUUGAAACGGAUGGUAAAGGUGAGAACGAUGUAGAAGAUACGGAGGAAGAAGAAGAUAAAAUAGACAGAGCAGCUAAGUAUAGAGAUUUUGAUGAUAAAAAUGCGCAUGGACAUGUCCUUGACGAUGGGGAAGAUGACAAUGAUGAAGAUGAAGAUGCGGUAGGUGAUGACAAUGAGCACGAUGAUAAUUUUGUUAAAAAUGGAAAAGACGAAAUUAAGCCUAAUGCUGAAGUACGCGUUCCCGAUAAGAUUCUCAAUGAUACGCGUUUGGAAGAGGUAACGCUACAUUAUAAUGCCAAAGGUGAUGUUUUACAAGAAAUUAAGAAUUUACCAAAGGUAGACUCUCAAAACAAGGCCGAGUUGAAACAAAAAGAAAAUGUCUUUAAUCACGGUUAUCAGCCAUUUGCAAGAUUAAAAGAAAUUGAACAUAAUGAUAAAAAUCUACAAAACUAUACACCAGUGGGUGCAUUGGGGCUUAAAGACAAAGAAACAGUAAAGAAUGAAAAUCAACAUGUUGAAACAGAAAAAGAUAAACAAAAACAAGAUAAUGACAUCCUUAAUCAGUAUCUUAUAAAAGGUUAUGAUAAAAUUGAAGAAGGAAAAAAUAAAACUAUUGAUAACAUGAAAGAUUCAGAUCUGGAUAUUCCUGUACAAGAUGCAAAUAAGGAUAACAUUACAAAUAUAAAAAAUGCGAAGAUAAAAGUAAACUUUACUAACAAAGGCGAGAAUGGCACGGGGGUUACCGUUGACUAUGAGAAAAUGCCAGCUGAGGAGAAACAGAAGAUGGAUAAGUUAUACACAGUACACGGCUUUAAUGCCUAUAUAAGUGAUAUGAUUUCCGUCAAUAGAACAUUGCCAGAUAUACGUAGUGAAAGCUGUAAGCAGAUAACCUAUGACGUAAAUCCGGCAACCACAGAUCUACCACAAACCAGCGUAAUUAUCGUCUUUCAUAACGAGGCACGUUCUGUAUUACUACGCUCUAUAUUUUCUGUGAUCAAUAGGACCCCUGACUACUUACUGAAAGAAAUAAUUAUCGUUGACGACUUCUCAACUUUAGCUGAGGAUGGUAAGUCACUGGAAGCAACCAUAUCACAAAUAAGUAAAGCUCAUCUGAUACGUACAUCGCAACAUGAAGGAUUAAUCAGAGCUCGUCUUAUUGGCGCAAAGCUAGCAACUGCCCCAGUUCUUACGUUUUUAGAUGCUCAUGUUGAAUGUUUUAAAGGAUGGUUGGAACCAUUGCUGGAAAGAUUGGUUGAGAAAGCAGAUACUGUCGUUUGUCCACAAUUACAGACAAUAUCCGGAAGUUCAUUUAAGAUACAUGUUCAAGACCAACUAUACGUUGGCACCUUUCAGCUGUCAAAUUUAGUGUUUGACUGGCUUCCAGUGCAACAUAUGGAUAAACACCUGCAAUCAUCUGAUACCGACACUGUGAGGACACCAGUAUUUGCAGGCGGACAUUUUUCUAUCUACAAGAGCUACUUUUACAAAAUAGGAUCAUAUGACGCCGGGAUGAACUUAUGGGGUGCUGAAAAUCUUGAACUCUCCUUUAGGGUAUGGAUGUGUGGAGGUACAGUAGAGGUACAUCCGUGUUCACAUGUUGCGCAUGUGUACAGACAGAUCAACCCUCUUGAGGUGACCAUGAAAAAGGCAAUAGAUAACGCUGCAAUUAGAAAUAACCUCAGGACUGCUGUUGUCUGGAUGGAUGGUUUUAUGAAAUUUUAUAAAGAAAAGGGCAUGGAAAAUGUAGAUAUGGGGAACAUAACAGACAGACUAGAGCUAAGAAAACAGUUGGAAUGUAAGUCGUUCCAAUGGUAUAUAGAUAAUGUACAUCCGGGUCUUUACGUGCCAGGACAGGCCUUACGUUUCGGAGAGAUUAGGAACUCGGCUAAUGACGUGUGUAUAGACAGUGGUAUAAAUGUUUUAUCGGCCCAUGUUUCAGCUUCAAAGUGCAGAAAUAGAACAUCACAGUUCUGGCAUCUAUCAAAGUUGAAUGCCUUACAAAGAGAGGUUGGCUGUGUAGAAUAUCCCAAGAAUAUCAGUGAAGAUCCUAGACCAACUUUAGAACGAUGUGAUGGUGGAAGCCCAAAUCAGUACUGGGUCUAUACUAAAAAUGGAUGGUUAUAUAAUCCUCAAGCUCAUCUCUGUCUAGGACUAACAGCAGAAGAGAAAACACUUCAGUUACUCAAAUGCGAAAGUAACGAUAGAUUUUACUGGGAAUGGCGAAACACCGGAAAUGAAAAUACUUAA